Rhizophagus irregularis DAOM 181602=DAOM 197198 is the source of this 561-nucleotide messenger RNA. Lineage: Eukaryota; Fungi; Glomeromycota; Glomeromycetes; Glomerales; Glomeraceae. The record is from RefSeq and is a predicted model, not a curated record.
AGAAAUCUUGAACGAACAAAAACUAUUUUUAGAAACAAUGAAAAUAAUACUUUAGAUAAACUUGAUGUUAAUAUAGCCAGUAAUUUGGUUUCAUAUUUAACGAAAAAUGAUGAUUCUACCUUGACUAAAUCACGAGAAAAUAGAUGGAAAUCAAAUAAAAAGACUGAUAAUAACACAAAAGAUCAUCCACGUGCUGAUAACUCUGCUUUUUUACCGUUACAAAUCGGAUCUUUCGUAAUAGCUAAAUUUGACAAUACAUUUUGUGUUGCUCAAAUCAUUGCCAUGUAUGAACAAAAGUCCUUGAUGCAUUCAUAUACUGAUACUCCUGUUUCAGAUCUCAAAUCUCUUUCUUAUGUAUCUAUGAAAAUUUUCUUUCAUGUUAAUGGUGCAAUUUUUUCAGAGAUUCGGGAUCAUCAUUUUUUAAUUUUUUCUCAUACUAAAGCUUCUCAUAUUAUUCAUCAUUUGGUAUUAAAAGAUGUUAUUAUUAGUGAAGAAGCAUUAAUUCUUAAAGGACAAGCAAAGGAAUAUUUUAAUGCACUCCUUAAAAGUAAUAAUAAAUAA